GCUAAUUUGCAUUGUGACGUAAACAAUCCAUCUAAUUAUAGAAGACGUAAACAAGACAAGUCACAAGGACAUAUCAGCUGUGCGAAGGAAAACAUUGAGCAUAGAAGAGAAAGAAAAGGAUAAAUAAUGAGGACAAGUCCAAAAACUGUGGUGAAGAGUGUGGGGCCAUAUCUUGUUCCCUUCUUCAAGACAGUGGCCAUCUUUUUUGUUUUGUUCGGAGAUGCUAGCAGAGAUGAAUCAAUAUUUUUCUGCAUAGUGAAAUGCCUUCCAAUCUUCUCCCUGAUUUUGUUUGUGCUCCUUCACGGAAUGAACCUUACAGAAUAUUACCGCUACUCGCGCCGAGUCCUGAUUGGACUGAUUUUUUCAUGUUUCGGGGAUGCCUUCUUGGUGUGGCCUGAUUAUUUUGAGGUGGGUAUCCUCAUGUUUGCCAUUGCCCAGUUUUCCUAUGCCCGGGCAUUUGGAUGGCGUCCUAUGAAGAUCCUUCAUGGGCUUGCUUUCGCUGCUAUGGGCACACUUGUCUACAUGUUUCUUGCCCCAGCACUGGAAGGCAUAAUGCUGUACCUUGUUGCAGCAUACAUUACCCUCAUCUGCACUAUGGCAUGGCGUGCAAUGGCCAGGGUAGAGUUCUACAAUGAUCUUUGGACCUGGACCAAACUCUGCGGCUGCAUGGGAGCCAUUUCGUUUGUAAUUUCUGACCUCACAAUUGCUGUCAACAAGUUCCGAUGCCCUGUGCCAUUCCAACACCAGAUUAUCAUGCUCACCUACUAUGCUGCUCAACUUGGAAUCUCGCUGUCUGUUGUUGACAGUCCUAUUGAUGAGCUCCUAGAAAAGACCACAAAGGUGUCAUGAAAUGGGUGUCAUCAUAACAGCUCUGAUGUAGGGGUAAUAUCAGAUGCCAAUUCUAGCCAAAACAGUUGUUAAGAUUUGUACCUCAUACAGGUCAAAGGUUAAUGAGUAAAAUGAUAUCGUUGACCAUUGUUUGAUUAAAGUUGUAUCUGUUGAAUUUUAAAUCAAACAUUUUUGCUUAAAUUAUUUGGUAGAUAUAUUAUCCUCCUUGUAUAAACAGUAUACCGGUAGUUGCAUUUGUUUAGUGGGUGUUUGUUGUGUUGGCUAGUCACUCUUGGGAGCUUACACUACAAUGUAGUGUGCAGAAGAUUGAAGUUCAUUUAUGUAGAAACAUGCAUAACAAUUUUAGAGGAUGUUGAAGUUUACUGUAAAUACUCAUGUUGGAAGGUGUUGUUUUAAUGUUCACAUUUAAAAUUGUACAUCCCUUACAUCUUGAAAAUUGGGGAGAGUGAUUUAUUUCCUGCUGAGUUUUAAAAUCAUUCCAAUCUAAUCUUAAAAAGACUGAAUUUUUUUAACUUUAUUUCCUACAGAUCCAUGGACUUGAGAUUGUUGCAUCACGUUUUAAAAAAUCAGAAUAUGCCCAUGCUGAUGAACUUUUUUUUCAAGAAUUUGAAAGGUUUUUCUCUUUUCCAAUGGCGGGUGAAAAUAUUGAGAUUAGACAUCAACCAUGGCGGAGGGAUGUACAAAUUCAAAUGGUUUUGUUUGUUUUCAGUAUAUGUUCAUAAUUUAUUUUUCUCUCUGAAAAAAAGUUACUGUUGCUGUGUUUUGCUUUUUUUUCCACUAAUACCAAUUAGGUAUUUUGAGUUUAUGUGCUGAGAACAUCAGAAUUUAUGUACAGCUGUUCAAUACUAUAUUUAUUGUUCUAAUUGUUCAUCAUCAUUUGAUAUGUACUGAACUUGCUGAAAAGACUACAAUCUAUUAAAAAAGGUUAUGUUUAUCUCCAAA
Messenger RNA from Ostrea edulis (European flat oyster), 1791 nucleotides. RefSeq names its product lysoplasmalogenase-like protein TMEM86A. Gene Ontology annotation, cellular component: membrane. Lineage: Eukaryota; Metazoa; Mollusca; Bivalvia; Ostreida; Ostreidae. The record is from RefSeq and is a predicted model, not a curated record. Bases 127 to 849 code for a protein of 240 amino acids. The transcript is spliced from 2 exons.